AUGGAGCUUUCCUUUGUCUUAUAUUUUUCUGCUGCCAUUCUGCUUACGGGGAUUCCCAAAGGUCAAUGUGCCGGUAUAAUUGGAGGGAAAGAAUCAUCUCCACAUUCACGACCUUUCAUGGCCCUAAUCAAAGGAAAAGACUACUGUGGAGGAACUUUGGUCAAGCAAAGCUGGGUUUUAACAGCCGCUCACUGUAAUCUUGGCAGCAAUCCUGAAAUCAUUCUUGGAGCUCAUUCAUCAUCUAAGAAAGAAGAAAGCCAGCAGAUUUUUAAAACUGCUAAACUGGUACCUUACCCAUGCUUUGAUUGGGAGACCCUUGACAACGACAUUAUGCUUCUGCAGCUGAACGGAACAGCAAAACUCAACCAAUACGUGAAGACCAUUAAGCUUACCAAUACUUACAAAGAUCUCAAAGGAGGCACACAGUGUCUCGUAGCCGGAUGGGGCAUUACUCAUAACAAAGACAGAAAGGGCUCAGAUACACUGCAGGAAGCUAAUGUCACAGUCUUUGAGAGAAGCAUCUGCAAUGAGAAGAAACACUACAAUUCCAAACCUGUUGUCACAAUGAACAUGGUAUGUGCCGGUGACAAGAAAGGAAAGAGAGAUACAUGUAAGGGUGACUCUGGUGGUCCUUUGAUAUGCAACGGUGAACAAAGAGGCAUCACAUCCUUUGGUAAACCAUCAAAAUGUGGCACAGCCCAAUACCCUGGUGUCUACGCUCGGCUUACAAAGACCCAUCUCUUGUGGAUAAAUAAAAUCAUAGGGGGAGACUGAACAUUGAUUUUGUGGUUCCCUUUCCUGAUACUUACCCAUGUGGGAGGCCUUUAAGGUUUUCAAUUUGUUUAUAAUUCCCAUUCA
Gekko japonicus is the source of this 858-nucleotide messenger RNA. Its product is annotated as granzyme A-like. The record is from RefSeq and is a predicted model, not a curated record. Gene Ontology annotation, biological process: proteolysis. Gene Ontology annotation, molecular function: serine-type endopeptidase activity. NCBI's taxonomy places the organism in Eukaryota, Metazoa, Chordata, Lepidosauria, Squamata, Gekkonidae. The coding region runs from base 1 to 774 and encodes 257 amino acids. The transcript has 5 exons.